AUGGAAUUUUUUAAAAAUGUAAGAAUUUUUUUUUUAAGAAAACAAUUAGAUGAAAACAAACUCAGCAUUCGUGGUCAUUCCCUCAGAUCCGCAGUAUUAUAUGCACAAGCAAAAAAAUGUAAAAAAAGAAGCAUAUUAUCACAUAUUUUAUCAGCUAAACCAUGCUCUGUGUUACCACUUAUCAUGAUUUGUGUUAUAUUACAAAUUUCAGAUUUAUGCAACGGUAAUGGAAACGAAGUUUUGGAAUUAAAUUUUAGAAAUAGUUAUGGAAGAAAUUUAUCUGAAUUCUUUGAGGAUAGACGAUCAGGAUCUAAUACUAAAAAAAGAGAAGGAAAAAAAAAUAAUAAGGAAACAUUUAUGAACUCUCCAAUUGUAGAAGAAAAAGAAGAGAGUGGUGGUUGUAGAUAUGAAGAACUAGAAACAAUUUUGGGUGGGUCUUUUAAUGCUAAUUCUGGUAAUAAUAAAUCUUAUUAUGUUGCAAUACCGGAGGAUCAAGCAUCAGAGCAAUCUGAAGACGAAUCGGAAUCAGAAAGAGUUCAAUUUGUACAGCCAGAUAUAGAAGAGUAUCUAGAAGUAGAUGUAGACCAGUUUGCACAACCAGAAUUAGGACAUUAUGGAGAAUCAGGGGACAAACAUAGAGAAUCAGAAGAACAAUACGAAGAUUCUGAUGAAGAAGAGGACGAGGAUGAUGACGAUAAUGAUAUGUUAAAUUUCGGAAAAGAUUUCUCUGAAUUUGGAUUUCCAAGGAAAAGGAAAAGUGAAGAUUUAAUAGAUUUCGAAGGUGACGAUCUGCUAUCUCCUGAUUCAGAUACCGAUACAGAUACAGACACGGAAUCGAGAAAAAUGUUAUCAGAAGAAGAAUUAUAUAAAAGAAUUAGAAGGUUAAGGGGAACCAUAGAUUACAAGGAACUUCUUCAUUUAUGGAACAAUUUUAAUACAAUUGAGAAUAAUAAAUUCCAAGCUAUGCAAAGACAUUUAUGGAAUUGGUGUGAACUAUUAGCAUUUGAAUAUAAAAUUCCAGAAGAUGUUUUACUAACCGAAUGGAAAAGAAUUGUUGAUUUCACAUCUGAUGAAUUAAUGAGAAAGACUGUUAAUGAUUAUAAAGAUUUUAAGGAAUUAGUUAAGCACGAAAUAAAUGAUAGAGAGGAUUUUUUGCACUUUAUAAAACACAAAAAAGAAUCAUGGGGAAAUUUUAAAUUAAGAACUGAGACCAUAUGGAAAAGUAUGAUGGAUAACAAGUUUAGGACAUAUAAUGAAAAUGAUAUGGAUUAA
This is a messenger RNA of Plasmodium gonderi, 1272 nucleotides long. Its product is annotated as Phist protein. Lineage: Eukaryota; Apicomplexa; Aconoidasida; Haemosporida; Plasmodiidae. The coding region runs from base 1 to 1272 and encodes 423 amino acids. The transcript has 2 exons. The record is from RefSeq and is a predicted model, not a curated record.